Didymella exigua CBS 183.55 is the source of this 1467-nucleotide messenger RNA. RefSeq names its product alpha/beta-hydrolase. NCBI's taxonomy places the organism in Eukaryota, Fungi, Ascomycota, Dothideomycetes, Pleosporales, Didymellaceae. Gene Ontology annotation, molecular function: epoxide hydrolase activity. Gene Ontology annotation, biological process: epoxide metabolic process. Bases 27 to 1253 code for a protein of 408 amino acids. The transcript is spliced from 2 exons. The record is from RefSeq and is a predicted model, not a curated record.
CCAAAGCAAGCCCUGUGUACUUCACGAUGGCUUCGCCUCAACUCUACACCAUAUCCGUCCCAGAUGCCGCGAUCGAGAAGCUGAAGCGAAAGCUCGCAGACGCCGACUUUCCAGACGAGCUCGAUGCACCAACACAAUGGCCCUACGGCUCUCCUUUGGCAGAUGUUAAACGUCUCGCCAAACACUGGGAGACCAAGUUCUCGUGGCGCGACGUCGAAGCCAAGCUAAACGAACUACCCAACUAUCGCCAAAGCAUCAAGGUGGACAACUUCGAUCCUAUCGAUCUGCACUUUCUCUGGAAGAAGAACUCGAACCCAAAUGCGAUCCCAUUGCUGUUCGUCCACGGCUGGCCAGGCUCAUUCUUAGAGGUCACCAAAAUGCUCCCACUCCUCGAGCAAGGCGAAAAAGACGGUGGUCCCGCAUUCCACAUCAUCGCCCCUUCGCUCCCAAAUUUCGGCUUCAGCAGUCGCGUCACAAAGCCCGGGUUCGCACUCUCGCAGUACGCAGAGACGUGUCACCGCCUGAUGCUGCACUUGGGCUACCACAAUUACGUGACGCAAGGCGGAGACUGGGGAUUCUACAUCACCCGCGUCAUGGGCGUGUUGUACCCAGACCACGUCCUGGCAAGCCAUAUCAACAUGAUUAGAGCGCAGCCACCGAGCCUCGCGUCUCAGCCUGCGCUGGCGCUGCAGCAUGCGUUGACGCCGUACACCGAGGCAGAACAGAGGGGCAUCGAGCGCUCCGACUGGUUCAUCGAUCAGGGGCAGGCGUAUCGCAUUUUGCAGGCGACGAAGCCGCAGACGCUGUCGUAUGCGUUUGCGGAUAGUCCUGUUGCGCUGCUGGCUUGGAUCUACGAGAAGCUGCACGAUUGGACGGAUGACUAUCCGUGGACCGACGACGAGAUAUUGACGUGGAUCAGCAUCUACUGGUUCAGCACGAGUGGGCCCAACGCACAUGUCAGGAUCUACUACGAGGCGCAGCACAAUGCGACAGAGCAGGUGCCCAACAGAGAUCGUGCGAGCCAAUGGGUCGGUAAGGUGAAGCUGGGUCUCGCGCACUUCCCGAAGGAGUUAUCAGUGAUACCGAGGAUCUGGGGCAAGACUCUCGGUCACAUUGUGCUCGAAAGCACGAAUGACAAGGGAGGGCAUUUCGCUGCUUGGGAGAGGCCGGAUGCCAUCGUUAGGGACCUGCAGGAUAUGUUUGGGAAGAAGGGAGAGUGCUACAAGAUAGUGCCUGGCAAGAGUGGCUUUUGAUGAACAGGGAGGGAAACGGAUGCAAUGAAAUUGUGGUUUUGUUUGGCUCCGGUCUAUCGUUUUCAAAUAUCUCAUGACACGCUUAGUCGCAGAUAAUUUGCUUGGUGCAUGUCACUGAUUGGAAGAGUACUGUGUGACAUCGGAUUCGUGGAUACAUACAAUUGGUGUGUGAAAAGUAAGGUCAAUAGACCCGAAGGACACUGCCCCAUGCGGC